AUGUCUUCAAAAAGACCAAGUGAGAGGGAACCUGUAAUUUCUUCAAAAAGACCAAGUGAAAGGGGACUUGAUAAUUCUUCAAGAAGACCAAGUGAACAUAGGCCUGAAAUGUCUUCAAAAAGACCAAGUGAAUGGGAACCUGAAAUGUCUUCAAAAAGACCAAGUGAGAGGGAACCUGUAAUUUCUUCGAAAAGACCAAGUGGUGAAUGGGGGCCAGAAAUAUCUUCAAAACGACCAAGUGAAUGGGGGCCUGAAAUGUCUUCCAACAGACCUACUGAAUGGGGUCCUGAAACGAUUUUUCAAGGAUCAAGUGAAAAGGAACCUGAAAUAUCUUCAAGAAGACCAAGUGAGCAUAGGCCUGAAACUUCAUCAAAGAAGCAAAACGAUUUUACACUGGACUCUUCAGCAAAAAGACCAAGUCAGUCUGGUCCAGAAAGUUCUUCAAAAGGGCCAAAUAUGCGGGAACAAGAGUUUACUACGAAAAGACAAAAAGAAGGGGCAACAGAAGCGCCAUCAAACAGACCAGAUACGUGCCAACAAGAAAAAUCCUCAAAAAGUUACAAUGAAUGUGGAUCAGAUACUUCCUCAAAAAGACAAACUGAUGCGAGUCCUCCGAAACACAGUGAAUCAUAUUCAAGAAGAACUAAAAAAAUGCCCUGUGAAAGAGAUUCGAAGAGACGAACAGAAGCGGAGAAGCACCGUGGAGAUAACAGCUGUAACGACGAGUGUCCGGCAAGGGCUCCAAACUGUUCAGUCGAAGGAGUACCAAGCAUCGGGCAGUUAAAUCUGUCACUCUAUCUUGGGGAGCCCCGGAGUGGGUGCAUCAGCGAAUGCGGUGGCGGCGUUAAUCGAGAUUGCAUGAACCCAGUGGGGCAGGUGAGAUUGUUUGACAGAGCUCUGCCAGACAUCAUGCUGGCUGCGUCGGCGGCGCCGACGUGUUGUGUGAAAGUGGUUACCACCAGAGCAACGUGCACGAACGAAGAGGAGUUUGAGAGAACGUGUUUUGAAGACGAUCAAAGAAGAAAAGCUCAGAAGGCGAUGUUCCCGCGCGAUAGCAGUCCCCCGAACCCAAACGUGGACCACCCCCGGUCGUCAAAGUCCAGGGAGGCGACGGAAGAGAUUAACGAAAGCAACACGGACAGCGAGGUUGCUCCCAGCGAGCUGUCGCAGAGUGAGAACUCCGCCGGCGCCUCAUCCAACGGACCUAAUAGAAAGUCGACCCAAGACAGCCACUCCUCUUUCGAAUCAGGUUAGCACGGCUGAAAGAUCCGAUGACAAGAGUGUGUGGUGCAUUUAAUUUCUGUAGUCAGUUUCAAAUGAGUGGCUGAGACGUUAAAUUAAAUUUCAGAGCGAUUGCAUUUUUCGUGUCAUAUGCAAAGUCCACUGUUUACUUAAUAACGAACAUUUUAAACAAAGUUGAUCCAAAAGAAUACGCUUAUGAAAACGUCGAAUACACAUUUUAUCAAACUUAUGUAAUCUACACAAUUGGCCACUGCACUCGGCGUUUCUACGUGCUGUAUUUGCUCCCUACAUAAUCAUAGUUUUCAUUAAUCCUCUCAUGAAUGUAUGCAACUAUGGAACCUGAUGAUAGGGAGUACGACCACGUAGAUAGGGAUUUCGACCACGUAGGAGAAAAACCCAGUAUUUUUUGGGGAGAAAGGGCAAGUGGAUUGGUUCUGCUUUCAUUUCAUUGGUCGCUGACAUCGUUGUACAACUGCAACAAGGAUGGGAUAACAAUACCGUGAAUUGAAUAAAAAAAAAUUAUCUUCAAUACACUUUAAAAACAAAAAAAUAUUUUUGAUCUGUUUUAAUCAUCCCUACUUAACUUACAUGAGCCAAGUUAGAAACAAAAAACAUGAUUUCGGAACAAAUCACCAUUGCAAAAGAAGGAGGUGGCAACCACGGACAAGUUACUCUCUUUUAAAAGACUUUGACGUACCCCACUAACGUUCAUAUGAUGGCCACUAAUCAUUUGUUGUACCAUAUUAAGUUGUUUCUAAUCAGUUGAACGGAUAUUCUCGCAGUUAUUCUCAUGUCCCCAAUCCCCAUCACGUGAGCUAUUACCUUACCGGAGACUGGGUCACAGCUUACUGGCUGCUGCUGUUCUUGCGGUCCUAGCGUAACUCUGUACAGUGUCUUCACUUGCCUCUGUGCAGUGUCUUCUCUUAAAUCUGUGCAGUGUCUUCUCUUACCCCUGUGCAGUGUCUUCUCGUACAUCUGUGCAGUGUCUUCUCGUACCUCUGUGCAGUGUCUUCUCGUACCUCUGUGCAGUGUCUUCUCGUACCCCUGUGCAGUGUCUUCUCGUACCUCUGUGCAGUGUCUUCUCUUACCCCUGUGCAGUGUCUUCUCAUACCUCUGUGCAGUGUCUUCUCGUAACUCUGUGCAGUGUCUUCUCGUAACUCUGUGCAGCGUCUUCUCCAACUCUGGAGUGUGUUACAUUUAUUUCAUCUAGAGUACUAAAAUCAAAACCUGCAUGCGUGGUGGUUAUGAACUUGACAGUCCAUUAGCCUUACACACGGGCGCAUCCUUCACUGUAAGGGAACGUGUCAAUAUUUUUUUUUUUAAUUUACCUUAGACAAAUUGAUUUUUUAUUUUCAUUUCUAAUGAACAAUGGUAGUUAGCCCGUUUGGAGGAUUCGAGAAUUAACAGCAGCAGUGAGCAGAGAAGCGUCCCUAUUUGUGGUGGACUAGCAUUAACAGCAGCAGUGAACAGAGAAGUGUCCCUAUUUGUGGUGGACUAGCAGACUAGCAAAUGCUCUCGCCAUUUAAUCAUCGACUGUUAGUGGUCUUUGAAUCAAUCUAAACGAGUCACCACGACUUGGGAAGUUAAAUUUGUCUACAAAAUAUGGCCUUUCAGAAAUAAUGUCAUUUUUUCAAUCUUUGGUGGAGUUUUAUUUGACGCAUCUCGCAAUAUAUCAGUAAAGGUAAAAAUGUCGCAAAGUGCAGGAGUGAAAAUGGCCGCCUUAUCAGAUCAUAGGGUGAAUUUAUCAAGUAAGGUUUAGUCCUCUCAAACCAGAAACAACGGUAAAGUCGAAAGUUUGAAAAUAACGCAAUAAUAAUAAUAAAAAAAACCCGCAAUUCUUGUCUUUGGAAAGGGCAUUCUAUGUUAAUAGCACAAUCGGCAUUUACUUUAGGAAAGGCAGUCUACGUUAACAGCAUAAAUUUGACAUUCACUUUAGAAAAAGGCAGUCAAACUUAACAACACAAUUUGUCAUUCGAUUUGGAAAGGGCAGUCUAAAUUAACAACGCAUUUUAAAAUUUACUUUAGAAAAGGCAAUCUAAAUUAACAACACAAUUUGUCAUUCAAUUUGGGAAAGUCAGUCUACGUUAAAAUGAUAAUUAGGUCAUAAGAUCAAUCAUCCGUGUUUGAAAAAAAAAAUGGAGGAAAAAAUUGUUUGAUUCAAUUUCAUAUUUUCCUUGUCAUUAAAUGUAUGUAACGGCCUAUGAACUAUUUAAUCUAGAUAGUCUAUAUAUGAAAUAAAAAAAAAUUUGAAGCUCUCCUUGCAUUGGUGUCCUAAGGUUCACAGAGAAAGACCCCGAGGCUGCCGAGAAGUGCAAGCGAGCGCACAGACAGAGCAAGUAAAAUGCACCCGGUGACCAGCAGGCACGACGAGGACUCGGUGGAAGACAGCACGCUGUCGAUGAGCAGAGAGUCCGAGCCCGAGCCUGAGUCCGAGGAAGGUGAGUGAUCCAAAAAUUCUACCCGUGUCAGUAAACAUGACGCUCUAAACCACUCUAUCCAGUACAGUGUUAGUCACUUUUGACAUUUCAAACCAGCCACACCGCACAAAUGUUGUUCAAUGACCUUGAAGUCUCCAAACGCUCGAGACAUGACUUGUGGUAAACUGCGUGAUUCUCCAAAUACACCCAUGACAACAAACUUACACUAUUAAAAAUAUUCCUCUGCUCGGGAUAUUAAUCCCAAAGGAUAAACCGGGAUCAAAAUGUAUGUGCAAUAUUUUCCAUACAAACUGAAAAAAAUGUAAGCUAAUAUUGAUUUCAUUUGAAACCUGUGUCGCUGGAAGUUACACCCGCAUUUGUAUUCUAUGGAAAUCUAUACAAAACCUCGUGCGACCAACACAGUUGGAGGUCCUUGAGACAGAACUUUGGGAACAUCGUUUGUUUCUGACACACGAUGUGUGAUUAUAAAAUACUAGGUGACCUUCGGCAUAGCAUACGCCCUAGCUUGUUGGGGUGUGCGCUUGGCUGGCAAGCGAGAUGUAGCCCACUAAACAUUGGCAACAGCAAUGCGUGAACUUCCCAUCUACUCAAGUUACUUGACAAAAACGUGAACUCAAGUUAUGCACAUUUAAAAAUGCCAAUUUUGCCAGACCCCUUCCCCCCCCCCCACUUUUCAUGAUAUGCGACGCGACCCGCGGCUUAGCAGACGCUGCGAGCUUGGCUGGCAAGCUAGGGUGGUGCAGGAGGGUGGGGGGCACUAGCUCCACCACAGUGCGCAUGUCUCGAGACCAAUGAUGGGCAGACAAGGCAAUGGAAGGGAGGGUUUACCUGCGUCGCCUUGCUUCCUCUGGCGUAUCUAUAUAUAGCCUGCGUGGUCGUCUUGUUGUUUUACCCAUCUUGUUGUUGGCCCUAUUUUCUGGCAAAUUAUAUAUAUAGAUUGCAAAGUUUAUUGCUGACUCAUAUUUUCAAUUUUAUUUAGAUCGUAAAGGAUCCUUUUUUAACGGCAAAGUUAUUUGUGCAUGUAUCCACACAGAACCUGGUAAAAGAUCCGGCAGAUCAAGCAGGAGGUCGCCGAAGUUAAUGAGUGACCAGGCCGCAAAGGGCUGGUCCGCGUCGUCAUCGCCCAGCCGGGUGGUCGAUGACUCGGAAGAGGAUUACAGCAACAGAGACGAGGUCGUGUCAGAAGACGGUAAUGCUUCGUCUAAUCCACAUUGUUUGACGUGGUCAGUAAAAUUGGCACAUGAAAUCUGACGGCCAGUACUCUAUAUGGGAAGUUCAUAAAUGAGAUGAAAGAAAAAAGACCACGUCAAACAAAGUAUAAGCUGUUUAUCGGGGUCAGAUUUCCCUAUAGGUUAAAUAGGCUUAAGCCUAAGUCCUCAAAAAAUCGUAAGGGUCAACAAGAUUUGAGGAGACAUAUGUUAUAGACUACCGCGUUUGGCUAAUAUAUGUUACUUUGAAAGCAAGCAAUUUAAAAUUAUGCAAAUUAAAAAUAAAUACUUUGCAGAAAUUAGUCGCAGAUUUAAAAAGGUCUUUUAGUCAUAGUGCGCCCCCCAGUUUGGUGUCAGCAGAUGUCGGCUACUGCUAUACUGGAGUAUUCCAUUCAGUGUAUUUGAUCGACUUUCCCAGCUAGGGCACACUGGGUGAACUAUCACGAGCCACCAAAUGCAAGUUUGGUAACCUGAAUAUAAGGGAUACUAGAUUUCGACAGGCUGAGAUCCAUUACGGUUGAAAUACAGUUCUAGGAAUUGUAAUAAAAAAUGUUAUUUAAAUUUUUUAAUGAGUCUUUAUUCAACACUACAUUAAAUUGUAUGUAUAGAAGGCUUAUUAUAUUAUCAUUAAAAUUUGUUGAAAUCGUUCAAAAAUAUAUUUUAAAAAAAAAAAACAGGCAUUAAUCUCACUGUAAAAAACCUAGAGGAGAUAGCUUUUUUUAAAUAAAAAAUAAUAAUAAAAUUUAACAUAAAGUCACAAUAUUUUUUUUUAAACCAUAACCUUAAAAAUGUUUUCCACCUUAAAAACGUAUUGUUGCCUUCCUUUAUUAUAAUUUAUAAUUAAAUAAAAGAGUUUAACUACCACCCCAGCCCCAACAUGUAUUUGAAAUACACACGUGUUUCAAGCAUGUAUUCAGUGACAUGUCGGGUUUUUACGAAUUCAUAAAUUUUUAAUGCGACUUUCUUCCACGUCAGUAGCCUACUCUUAGGUUCUUUGUACGCUCUUUCUGAAGCUUUUAUUUUUUUUUUUUUACUUUACACCUGCACUAAAGAGUUUUUCAGUUGCGAGGACAGUGACACCAGUGAAUAUAGCGUCCCUGGCAAAUUCACUUACUCAACCCCCGGCACGACUCGACACAUCUCCUUCGGAUAGCACGACAUGUCACGCCGCGCUGACACGGAACAGCCUCACGGACUCUGUGUGACGCAGACCAUUUGUUUCUCUACUCAGUCUCCUACCGCACUGCGUGUCACUAAAACCACUAGGAGGAAGAAGCGCGCUGUCUGGAUGUUCAUAACCGAUUCACUAAACAAAACUGAAGACUGCAAGCGCAAGUCAAUGAACAAACAUAAAGAGUUAUUGAGUGCAAUAAAAUCUUGUUUAGUUGUAUACAUACUCAUUCGACCUUUUUUUUUUUUCUUAUUUGAUAAGUUGAAUGACUAGCGGCAUUUGAAGAGUUGACUCGCAAUCAAAAAUGAUCCAUGACGUCAUUUGGGUUGGCCACCCAUGGUUAAAUCGAUAUCAAAAGAAGCAUUUACAUUGCGAUGUUAGUGGAAAAGGAGACACCAGGCUUGAAUUAAGGAUCAUAAGCAAAACUGGAGGAAUUGAAAUUUGUGUUUGUGCCACAUUUGUGGUCUAGUGUGUUGUGUUAUUAUCAUAAAUUCCGCAAAAAAUGUGUUUGAAAAUCACAACUAUUGUUGAGUAUUGGAGCAACUUUGAGGAGUUUAUUUGAAGAUUUAAAAGCCAAGUAAGAUAAACAUAGAGCUGAUUCUAUCUUAUGCAGACAUUUAUCAAGAAAUAUACCAGGCAAAAAUCCAGGUGGCCCUCCAUAACGAGGAAGCAAUCUUAGGAUUAGUUCUCUGUUCCCCUUGUCUUUGACCUUUCGAACUCCCGGUGGAGCACAGUCCAUUGACAAUUUCUUUCCAAGUCUUCCAGUCUCUGUCGAUACUCUCUAACUCUCUGCAACGUUUUCCAAUCUUUAGUACAUCUUUGUCGACAGCUCUCGUCGGGCUUUUUUUCGGGUCAACGUUUCCUGUUCAUCCUUGCAGGUUCCUUGCCAGUACUUACCUUGUUGAAUCCACACGGGUAUCGAGUUCUCUCAUGGUACGACCUAUUCAUCUCCAUGUUCCCCCCCCCCGAUUUAUUGCUCCAAAUGGGCUUUGUGAAGUCAUUCGUGUUUGGGGAUUUGUGGAACCACUUAAUUUGAGGAUUUUAAGCAGGCUAUUUAGUUUGAUGGUCACUAUACCGGCGUUGAAAUGCAUCACCUAGACUUUAUCAUCUUAAAAGCAUAAGUGCACGUAAUAUAAAUAAUUCCUAUAAGCUAUAAUUAUUUGGUGUUCGCCCUUCCCACGUGAAGAUGAUCAAAAUUAUGUUUGUCUGUGAGUACGGAGAUGGCUUGCCAGUACUAUUUGCGCCCCGAAAGCUUUCCCGCACGUAGCACACACGUCUUUUGGGAUAGGUGGCGGUUAUGCUUGUCAUUGCUUUGCACUUUAUAUUUUUAUACCCAUCCAGCCCUGAGGCGCUACUGCCCUUGUAGGGCUUUGGCCUGCCUCACCACUUCCUUCCACACCGACCUAACUUAUGCUUUUCUUUUCCAUACUUAAAUUCCCAGCUGCUCUAGAUCUUUUCCCACAUCAUCCAUCCAUGUAAGGGUAGGUCUGCCUUUGAGCCGUUUUCCUGUGGGGCUUUGGUUGUGUAACCACUUCACUACGUUGUCAUUUUUUUCUAAAUGUCCCGCCCAGGCGCUGCCUGCCCUUUUUUUUUUUUAAAUUUCUGAUACAAGCGUGGGAUCCUGAUACAGAUUAUACAAUUCCUGGUUGUUUCGUAUUCUUCAUCCCUUUGUUUGUAUAUAAAUUUUCCGGAAAACUUUUCUCUCCCAUUUGCUAAUAGAUUUUCUGCCAUUUUGUUAGGGUCACAGUUUCACUUUUGUAUUUAAAACUGAUCUGAUUACAGUUUUAUUUUUUUUUUGUUUUUUUUUCUUGUAAUGUGUUUUACUUUUGAGUAUUUUGGGACUACUGAAGUUAUGCCCUGUUUCCGGUCGAUAAUCCUCUCCUUUAUUUCUAUUAGUAAUUUCUUUCUUUCAUCUAAUAGAGAUCCUAGGUAUUUGAAUUGAUUUUUUUUUUUAAGUGUGAUUGCAACUUUAUAUAUCUCUAUCCAUUUCUCUCUCUUUAUAUAUAAAUAAAUAAAUAAAUAAAUAUAUACAUNUAUAUAUAUAUAUAUCUAUAUAUUUCAAAAAGUAUACUUACAACUGUGUGUGCAAGUGCUAACAAGUGCAAAGGUCUUUUACACUUUUUAUAGGAUCUAUUUAUUAUAAAAAUGGGGAUGGGGUUAUUGCAAGGGUCCUCAAAAUAGUCUAGGGUCUUACGUAAGUAAAGUCCGACCAUAAUUAGACAACUGUUUUGGUGUCCUCCUAAAUAUAGCCGAAUUCCAGGUAAUGAUACUUUUUUUUUAUUUGAAAGUAUUUUCUACUUUAAGCAUUGAUUUUAUUUCACCUGGUUAAAGUACCGAUGGAAGAAAGGCUUCAGCUUUCAACUCUCAGUACCAACAUUGUUUUAUUUUCUCUUAGUUAAAAUAACAUGAUAAAAGGGACACAAAUUAGAAAUCCCAUGCGCAUUGUAUGAUUAACAAAGAAAACAGUUAAAGAACUCAAAAUAAAAUUUCGCAUUUUUCUAAAGAUGAAGAACAAAGUUUCUUAAGCCAAGUGAAAGGUUUUAUUUUUACUGUUUGGACAGAUCCGCCGAUGGAAAAGAAAUAAAAUAACAUAAAUUUGAUGUUGAGAGACUUGUGAUGAGCGAUUUUCAGAGUUUACUCCGAUGAUGAAGAUUGCUUCAUAAGGCCUAGUAACACCUAAAUGUUGCUGUAUUACCUUCCAAGAUCAGGAUGGAGGAGUCAAAGCAUGUAUAAUUCCCACCAAGAGUACAUUCAAAGCAAGUAUAAUUACCCCUAGGAAUCCAUUCAUAGCAUGCAUAAUUCCCGUCAAGAAUCCAUAGAGCCUUCGUACCGAAUCUCCAAUGAAGAACUGAGACGCAUAUCGUGGGUGACAACUAUAGCAGACACCGCGCAAACAUUCGACAUGGUCACGAUCCGGGAUCUUUCGCUUCACAUGACUAAUUCACGAUGACAGCCUAUGAAAAGGAAAACGGAGAAGAUUUAAAACCAAGCACAGAAAAUAUAUACCGGAUUUACGAGAAAUAAACGUAACUAUACGCUGAUAUCUAAAACCAAUAAAUACUGCCCAAACGGGCUUUUUCUUGGCCUUUUCCUAUAGACCAGGGGGUGGGGAGGCUUGAGGACUCAUUCAAUGCAAGGCACUUUAGCUAUUUCCAAUUUUGUAGAGGUUGCAUUAAUUUUAAAUGAGUUUUACCUCAUAGCCAGAAACCUGUGCUCAUCCUUUUUUUACACCAUUUUUCCUGAUAGAUUUCACGCCCUUUGUUCUGAUAUAUUGUACACCAUAUUUCCCCGAUAGAUUUUACACCACUUUUUCGGCAUUUGCCUGUUACAGACUUCCUUCUAGGGCAGACCUGCGCAACAUACGGCACCCUAGCGCCCACUUUCGGCCCGCGAAGUAACGAAAUAUUCUUCUUAUUAUUUUCUUAAUAGCUUCCCCCCUGUCCUAUUUUCUUUCGGCCCGCACAAGUUAUUCAUAAAGUAUUACGACCCGCCUUACACUUUGAGGUGUGCACGCCUGUUCUAGAGAGUAAAAUAUGUAGCCUCCUAUAGUAAGUUAUGUCCUUUGCUAGAGUAAAGGGUGUCCUUUCCAAAUUAAAAAAAAAUGAUUGGCGUUCUGUAAACAUAUGAAUUAUGUGACAUUAAAAUAACUGUAAAAUAUGUGACCUUUGUGAGAUGCAGUAGAAACAGUAGAAUCUCACUAUUGUAAACAUUGGGAGGUCCCAAUGUGACUGAUCACGUGACUCCACGGUACAGUAAACAUAGCGUGACCGUUAUUGACCGUGACUGAUGACUGAUUCAAUCUUCCAGGCGUGUGAAUAACCGAUGAGUUCUCAUCAGUCUCAACAAUGUGAAUUCUUUUUUACCUAUCAUGACAGUAGACUGUGUGGUCAGUUAGUUUUCUUAAAAGAUCUAAAAAGUGCAAAAAUUGGAGAAAUUGUAAAUACUGAUAGCGAAGUAAAACAGCAAUUGUUUCGAACAUUAUUUUUCCAUAGUUUAGAUGAAACAUAUUGCUUGCAAAAUAAUAUAUUUUUUAACGAAUGCUGUUAUCGACUCAUGACAAAUGUACUGCUUCAGCAAGGUACUAAGUAGCUAACAUUUAAAAAAAAAAAAAAAAUUUUUUUUCCAAGUUUCUGUUAAGGGUGGCCAAAAUAAAUGCCAAUAAAAAUUAAUGUAAAUUCUUCACUAUUUAAAUAUUUAUUUCUGUGAUUAUAAAAUUCUGUGAACUUAAGAAGCCCUCUGGAGGCCUCCAGGUGAUUUCAAAUCAAUGUUAUCAACCACAGAUAUGGCCCAUGCGAAGAAGUAUUCCGGGAAGUCUAGAAAAGCCAAUCAGCAGGUCACGUCUGGACGGGCACGUUCCUCGACCCACGUGCAAGAAAAUAAUGACGCUGAUGAGGAGUAUUUUACAGAGGAUGAGUUGAGACAAGGUGAGUUUAGGUUGUCCGGUUAUUGAUUUGAGAGAAGGUGCGAUUAUGUUGUGCAUUAAUGAAUCAAGGCAAGUUGAGUUAAUUAAUAGUAUUAAUGCUAAGAGAGAAGGUGAGUUUAUGCUGAAUAUUAAUGAGUUGAGACAAGGGAAGUUUUUGUUGUGUAUUAUUGAGUUGAGGGAAGGUGAAUUAAUGCUGUGUGUUAAUGAGUUGAGAAAAGGUGAGUUUAUACUGUGUAUUAAUGAGUUGAGAAAUGGUGAGUUUAUGAUGUUUAUUAUGACCUGUGAAUGACUGAGUGGGUGACUGUGCAAGUUUAACGUGGAUUAGAAUGUGUAAAUUUCAUGACCUUAUCUUCAUGUGUGUCUUAAAUUGUGCAUCGCAGUCUACAACCAAAAGUCCAUCUGAAGAAAUUGUGCAUCGCAGUCUACAACCAAAAGUCCAUCUGAAGAAACACUAAGAUUAUAACCGAAUUUCUAUCUGAAUAUUGACACGAACGCCCUUCAGAGGGUCCACCAAAACUUUUACCAGAAUGUCUAUCAGUACGUCUAUUGGAUUUAUGCUAUGAAUGUAUACCCGCAUGUCUCUCUGAAUGUGUACCCGCAUGUCUCUCUGAAUGUGUACCCGCAUGUCUCUCUGAAUGUGUACCCGCAUGUCUCUCUGAAUGUGUACCCGCAUGUCUCUCUGAAUGUGUAUCGAAAAGUGUAUCGGGGUUUGCAUCAGACGAGACCGACAUCAUUCACGUUUGUCUAGGAUCAUUCCCCACACGAAUCAUACCGAGUACCCGCCCAUGAUGUUGUCGUUUCAAUAUUGGUGAUAAACCACGGGUAGGUAGUUUGUAAGGCGCAACCCAUGAACUUUUCACUGUUAAAGCCCGGGUGGCUAAUUUGUAAGGCGGCGAACCCCCCCCCCCCCACUUUUCUAUGCAACCUAUCAUAUUAUUACGAGAAUUGAAAUCAUAUUUAAACAUACCUUUCUGACAAUUUAGAAAGAUGUUAAAAAGUUUCAAUAUUGGUGAUAAACCACGGGUAGGUAGUUUGUAAGGCGCAACCCAUGAACUUUUCCCCUUUAAAGCCCGGGUGGCUAAUUUGUAAGGCGGCGAACCCCCCCCCCCACUUUUCUAUGCAACCUAUCAUAUUAUUACGAGAAUUGAAAUCAUAUUUAAACAUACCUUUCUGACAAUUUAGAAAGAUGUUAAAACCAUACAAUUUCUAUAUUUAAACAAUAUACAAAAAAAAAUAAUAAUAAUCUCGAGACAUGGUCGCAACAAGGAAAAUUGAUAUUCUUUGUUUUAUCAACUGAAAUACAUUUCUAUCUGAGUGAUCGUCGACGGUUUCGGAAAAUUUGUCUAGGAGUACUCGUGAUUCGAGAGUGGCCCGGCUGUUGUAGUAAGCAUGAUAAGUAUAACGAAUAGGUAGUUAGCGUUAUGCUGAUAGAUUUUAAAAAAAAACAGGUCUUGGAGAACUAAAAAAAAACAAACUUUAUUGAAACAGACUAAAAAAACAACUAUGUAUGGACGCAUACUGUUCUGAAAGACAAAAAUGGUGCGACACAUAGUGUUCUGAAAAAACAAAACCUUGACUCAAAGAGCUGAAUCGUGUAAAGAGCUGAUGCAAAGACCACGAUGGUGUCCUUCCUUUACAGAGAGUCCUACAAUGACAAGAUUUGUGUUUGUGUGUUUUUUGGUCUGUGUGUGUGUGUUGUUUUUUUGUGUGUUUGGUUUGUGGUGAUUUCAUCGUUAUUCAAUCAUGACGCUAAUAUACAUUUUGUGUAUGUCACUUCAUAAAUAUGGAUAUGAAAUUUAGAACAAAGCUGUGUAAUAAAUAAGCCAUUCCACCAGAUUUCAAAGCUUUAAGUAAUAGAAUGUUAAUGCCCAUUAUUUUAAUUUCUGAAAUCGUUCAAAAAAUAUUUCUCUUCCACAAUGAUGGAUUGGCAUCAGCUGCCUGAAGAUCAACUGGGUCAGGCGUUGUAUGGAAAGAUGAAAUAAAUAUGACUGGGGUGAGAACAAGCAUUUAUAUUAAAAAAAAAGUCUUGACAGGGUCAGAUAUGAACGUGAAGACAUCCAAAGAUGCAUUCGAAUGAGCUCAAACUAAUACAUGACUAUGAGUAAAUAUUGGGAAACGAUCGGUCAGAUAUUAGGAAAACUUCGGACAUGUAGUUGGAACAGUUCAGACAGCCAUUUUGGAUGGGUGCAAGGAUUUGCAUGAACAGUUCCUAAUGAUUACGAUUACGAUAGACGCGUUUCUCAGUAAUUCAAUCUACCUAUGCCAGCCGCUUGACGAUAGUUGUAGAGCGUCUAGGAAGCUGUCAUCCUCACGCGUGGCCACAUUUUCAAAAAGCACCUAAUGUCGUUUUCUAUGCUAAAACUUUGUUGAUAUCUGUAGGAGCAUUCUAAUUCUAUGGUAUCGGUUUUUGUCCCCACACUUUUUGUGGUGCUGUUUCUAAGACAAAACUCGUGCAAAUAUGUGAACUAUUUUAAGCCUUGUGAAUUGUUCUUUUUUGGUGUCUUGUUAGUGACUUUAAAUAUGUACUAUUUAACAUUGAUUAGAUUUUUCAAAUGUUGAUUUGAGCUUUGAAUAGAAUGUUUGAUGCGUGAUUUACUCACUCGUAUGCUCUACAUUAAUAUAUAUAUUUGUACUUUUGUUUUAAUUGUAACUUUUGUGGGUUGUUAAUAUGUAUGUCAGAGCUGGCCAAAAAUUUCAUCAGGCGGGCCAAAUUUCAGAAAUAUAAUCUCCUGCCGGGCCACGUAAAUAAUUUUUUUUUCACAAGCAAUCGUGCUACAGCUUCGACCAACAUCGUCUCUCCCCAUUAGAUGAGUUCGUGGUUUAAUGUGAAAAAAACUAGAAAUUUGGAUAUUUAUUAUUAUAAUUUUUUUUUCUUUGGAAGAAACUAAAACCACCGAGAAUCAAAUCUAUUUAUUAGACAAUUUAACAAAUUUUAACAGUCAUGCAUCUGACUAUGUUUUGCAGAGCUAAAAGCAACAAAAUUGAUCUCGACUGAUGUUACGUCAGUAAUUCGUUUUCUCGCGUGUGAUGUGAUGUACUUUAUUCGACUAAAAAGCUGUUCACGCGCACACUUGUUUUCAAACAGCGAAACCAAAGACAGAGCAUUUUUGCAAAACGUGGGAUAUUUCUUCUUGUCUAAAUACGUCUUAUAGAACUCUUCCGCACCAAUCAAAUGGAAAUUCCCCUUUAACUACUGUAUCCCAGCACAUAUCAAAAUGUUCCAUUGGUAAUCUUCCUGAUAAUAAAUUGACGUUAACCGCGAAAGGCGUUGCAAAUGCACACAAAAAAAAAAAGCACGAUUUUUUUUACAAUCCUGAAAUCGGUUUUUCUAAUUCGAGGUUGAAGUCAAGAUAUCAAAGAAGCGCAUUUAUUUACCCGCCAGCACCUGUGUGACGUCUGGUUGCCAUGACAAUGUAGGAGAGUGUGUUAAGUUUUUUGUCCUCAACUGUUGUUCCCAAAGACCAAGGUUCAUUUGAAAUGAAGAAAUAUUAUCAGACAUCUUACUAAUUAAUUGAUCUUUCCUUUGUAGACGAGUAUUGACGUCACUUAGGUGGCUAGUUAUAUCGACCAGAAAGUCCCAAACCCACUCUUUGUCUUCAAACUUAGCGAUACUUAUGGACUUGCUUGCAAAGAAAAGAAUGAUUGUAUAUCUUCCUGCCACUCAAAACUAUUUUCAACAUUUUGGCAAGGGUUAGCCAUCUUACUUCUGCAUAAAAUGUAGCGUCAUUAUAAACUGAGGUCAAAGACUUAACAAAAUUCUUGGAACUGACGGUGAUUCAACCUUUUGACUCAAUGUAGGUCACUAUUUGACAACAACUUUCAUGAUAUGGUCCAUGUUGAGAGACUUCGAACAUACAUUCUCCUGAUGAAUGAUCGAAGAAAAUUUAGCAUUGCUUUAUUACUGACUUUGGAGGCCUUAUUUUUCCAUAAAUUUGACUAAACCUUCGUGUCUCCCAACCAUUGCUGGAACACCAUCCGUUGUUAAGACUAAACCUUUGUGUUUCCCAAUCAUUGCUGGGGCACCGUCCACUGUUAAACCCGAUAACUUGUUAAGUUGUAAUGAAAAGCGAUUCAAUGUCGAUGCAACUGCCUCUAACAAAUCUUGUGACUUAGUAAUGUCCUUAAGUGGAUACAGUGCCGCUAAUUCUUCUGUCUUUUUAAAAUGGACAUCAGCACCCCUGACAAAAAUUGCCAGUUGGACAGUAUCUGCCAUAUCUGUGCUUUCAUCCAAUGCUAGAAUUGGGCUGUAUCUGCCAUAUCUGUGCUUUCAUCCCAUACUAGAGUUGGGCUGUAUCUGCCAUAUCUGUGCUUUCAUCCAAUGCUAGAGUUGGGCAGUAUGUGCCAUAUCUGUAAUUUCAUCCAAUGCUAGAGUUGGGCAGUAUCUGCCAUAUCUGUGCUUUCAUCCAAUGCUAGAGUUGGGCAGUAUGUGCCAUAUCUGUGCUUUCAUCCAAUGCUAGAGUUGGGCAGUAUGUGCCAUAUCUGUACUUUCAUCCAAUGCUAAAGUUGGGCAGUAUGUGCCAUAUCUGUACUUUCAUCCAAUGCUAAAGUUGGGCAGUAUGUGCCAUAUCUGUACUUUCAUCCAAUGCUAGAGUUUGGCUGUAUCUACAAUAUCUGUGCUUUCAUCAAAUGCUAGAGUUUGGCGGUAUCUGCCAUAUCUGUGCUUUCAUCCAAUGCUAGAGCAUAAAAUAUAAACUGGGAUACUUGACGCUUCACUUCAAAUUUUCUUUAAUAUAUUUUCCAAUGUCAUCCACAUGAAUAGUCUGCCAGAGCGACUUAUUUUUGAGAAACACUUCUUCUAUUCUGAGCACAGAAUUUUAACGACGCUCUUCAAGUAUUUCUUAACCGAUUCACCAUUUGAACGCGGCUUCGAUUUUUUUUAUAGCUUUUAUGAGUAUGGCUGCUGCAUGCGAGAUAUUUCAAAUUCCUCUUAGCUAUAAUUUAACAAUAAUUGACACGAAGGACUCAUGAUGUAAAGUUCUUUUUGGUGAUAUGUACAAUAAAGUUAACAUUUAUGUUCAUUUGACCAAGCUCCGGGGGCCGUAACAUGACUACCGGGGGCCGUAACAUGACUACCGGCGGCUCGAAUGUUGGCUAAUCCCGAUGCGUGUCAAAAAAAAUAAUUGAUGUCCUGUGAGUUUUAUGUAAAUAUUUAUCGAAAGAAGAACUUAAAUCCCCAUUAAAUCCCUUUUUUCCACUGAGCCUCACGUAAUAACAAAUGUCCAUUACUAUGUUGCAGAGUUGGCGGAAUGUCGUCGCCAGCUGAGGAGUCAAAGCUACGACCCUGCCAUGGCCAGGACCGUCAUGCCCGCGGGCAGUGUUCGCAGGCCGGAAUCUGAUUCAGAAGACGAACGCGCCAGGGGAUCGUGCUACAACGGCAAGUGCUCCAGAAGGCCCACCCCUUUCACUCAGCCUUUCAUCCAGCCUUUCCACCCCGCUUCGCCUAGUAUGUACGACGAACAAAUGAAGUCCCAGCGGAAGCCCCGCCCGGAAGCCUACCCGUACAAUGAGGCACCGAAGCAAAUGCUAAAGGGUUUCCCGCAAGAAACAACGUUUCGAUGCUACGUUGAACGGAAUCUCGGCCAGGGAAGUCCUGUGUAUCUACACGGCGCGCCCGUUUUCGAACGUCGGCCCGAGGAAGCCAUGAGAGGCUAUCCCUCGAACCGGGGUAACACCGAUGCGAUUUAUCACUGCACUCUCGAUAACAAGGUCCCGACGAUACCCCACGGAUCUCAGUACGACAAUGGGCCAUACCAGACGAUGGGUCAGCAGUCACAGAUGAGCUACACGCCCGACCCGCAAGCCGAUUACGGGAGGAGAAUGCAAGGCGAAGCUGGUGGGGGCAACUACGCAGCAAACAGCUCAACGGGAUGCAGCUUCACAGCAAACGGCUCCCCCAUCUGUGGUGGCAGCUCAGGAUCAAACGUCGACAACCUUUUGCCAAGCUGUGCAUCACCCGGGUGCAAUUUCCAUGGUAUAGGUUCACCUGUUGGGAACAGCAACAUCGUAUCCCACGCAGUUAGCGGCAAUGUCGCGCCCUUUGGUCCAGCUAAGACUACCAACAGCAGUUUUCAACCGACUGGGUCACCGGUCAACGGUGGUGGUAAUUUUUUACCCUUUACUCUACCUGGAAGUCCAGGUAGUUUUGGAUCACCUGGUUCACCUGUCGAGAACUUCGCGCAAGCAGGUACGAAUGCGGGAGGCUACAGCUUUGGACCGAGCAGAGAUUGUGUUGUCUGCAGCAACUUCGGACCGAACCGGGAAUUUUCUGCCAGCAGUAACUAUGAGCCGAACCGAGACUGCUACAACUGCGUCAACUGUGCUCAAAACAAGGAGUUUCCCGCGGGCGGUAGUUUUGCACAAAACCGGGAGCCACCCGCUGGCGUCAACUACGGACAGAACAGAGAAUAUCCCGUCAGCGGCAGCUGUGGGGGGAUUAGAGAAUGCGCCGGGGGCGGCAACUUCGGACCAAACAGAGAAAGUGUGGCAGGU
Messenger RNA from Lymnaea stagnalis (great pond snail), 16971 nucleotides. The record is from the annotation of a GenBank genome assembly. NCBI's taxonomy places the organism in Eukaryota, Metazoa, Mollusca, Gastropoda, Lymnaeidae.